CUACGAUUUCCACGCCCAUUUCCAAGAGGGCCGCCUUCUGCGGCGUCGCGUUCUAACUGCGCAAGCGCAAAGGCAAAUCCGCUUCCGGUCAAAAUGGCGGCAUCCUUGAUGUGCGGACGCCAGCAGCUUCUGCGCUUGCUACGACCCCAGCGUCAGUUCCACAGCGUCGCGGAGCCCUCGCAGUGGCCCUGGAAAGCACAGGUCACCGGGUUCCGGAUCCCAGCCGGUCGGAGCUGCGGGCGACCGCAAUGCGUCCUCCUCGCUGUGUCCGGCCCCCGCUGCCUCAGUACCUCUGCCGUCUCCUUUGCGGAAGCCCAGGUCCAGGCCCCUCCUGUUGUUCCUGCAACUCCCUCACCCGCCGUGGUACCUGAGGUGGCUCCUGGAGAAGCUACAGAUGUAGUCCAAGCUGCUGUAGAACCAAGCUUCACAGAACUGGGGCUUGGGUCAUACACUCCAGUAGGACUGAUCCAGAACUUUUUGGAAUUUAUGCAUAUUGAUCUGGGCCUACCUUGGUGGGGGGCCAUCGCUGGAUGUACAGUCCUUGCCCGCUGCCUGAUUUUUCCUGUUAUUGUAAAGGGCCAGCGAGAGGCAGCCAAGAUCCACAACCAUUCACCAGAGAUCCAGAGGUUUUCUGCUCGAAUCCGAGAGGCCAAGUUGGCAGGAGACAGUGCUGAGUUUUCCAGGGUCUCCAGAGAAAUGGCAUUGUACCAGAAAAAGCAUGAUAUUAAAUUAUUAAGACCUCUCAUUCUACCGCUAACUCAGGCCCCUAUCUUCAUCUCCUUCUUCAUUGCCUUGAGAGAAAUGGCCAACCUUCCUGUGCCCAGCAUGCAGACGGGUGGCCUUUGGUGGUUCCAGGACCUCACAGUUUGCGAUCCCCUGUAUAUAUUACCGCUAGCAGUUACUGCUACAAUGUGGUGUGUCCUCGAGCUAGGUGCUGAGACGGGGGUGCAGAGCUCUGACCUUCAGUGGAUGAGAAACAUCAUCAGGGUGAUGCCCCUGGUGGUCUUGCCCAUAACCAUCCAUUUCCCCACGGCAGUGUUUGUGUACUGGCUCUCCUCCAAUAUGUUUUCCCUGGUCCAAGUGUCCUGCCUGCGGAUUUCAGCUGUACGCACUGUCCUCAAAAUCCCUCCGCGUGUUGUCCAUGACCCUGACAAAUUACCUCCACGGGAAGGCCUCAUCGCAGGCUUCAAAAAAGGCUGGAAGAAUGCUGAGAUCGCACAUCAGCUCCGUGAGCGUGAGCGACGCCUGCACAAUCACUUGGACCUCGCGGCCAGGGGUCCCUUACGACAGACCUUUACCCACAACCCUCUGCUGCAGCAUGGAAAGGAUCCCAACACUCCCAGCAGUGGCGGCAGCAGCGAAAAACCAAAGUCGAAGCCCUGGCACGACACCCUUGGCUGACUUGUGUUCCCGCUCCUCCUGGCAGGAACUGUCUCUUCAGUUCAUCCUCACACAGACUUAACGCCAUCUCCUUGGGGUAUAGAGAAGUUCACUUUAAAAACUGAUUGCACUACAGACUCACUCCCACGUGUAAGAGCACUGGGGGUCCAAGUGACCUUUCCAUCCACAGGGUCAGUAAACCUCUGUGCCACGGGCUGCUUCCUGGUACUUAUUAAAAAGAAACAGGUUGUGCUCGCUUCGGCAGCACAUAUACUAAAAUUGGAACGAUACAGAGAAGAUUAGCAUGGCCCCUGCGCAAGGAUGACACGCAAAUUCGUGAAGCGUUCCAUAUUUUAAAAAAAAUAAAAAAAAUAAAAUAAAAUAAAAUAAAAAAAAAAAAAA
Molecule: messenger RNA, 1782 nt
Organism: Cavia porcellus (domestic guinea pig)
Lineage: Eukaryota; Metazoa; Chordata; Mammalia; Rodentia; Caviidae
Gene: Oxa1l
Product: OXA1L mitochondrial inner membrane protein
Exons: 10
Coding region: 94-1401 (435 amino acids)
Biological process (GO): protein insertion into mitochondrial inner membrane from matrix
Cellular component (GO): mitochondrial inner membrane
Molecular function (GO): membrane insertase activity
Source: RefSeq, a predicted model, not a curated record